Zychaea mexicana is the source of this 1974-nucleotide messenger RNA. RefSeq names its product Alpha/Beta hydrolase protein. NCBI's taxonomy places the organism in Eukaryota, Fungi, Mucoromycota, Mucoromycetes, Mucorales, Lichtheimiaceae. The transcript has 4 exons. Gene Ontology annotation, biological process: proteolysis. The record is from RefSeq and is a predicted model, not a curated record. Bases 1 to 1974 code for a protein of 657 amino acids. Gene Ontology annotation, molecular function: serine-type endopeptidase activity.
AUGGUCAACAUUAAACCAUUCGGUGCUUGGCCAUCCCCUGUAAGCGCCGAUUCCUUGGCAGCUGGACUGUCCGCCACAGACGUAUGCAUCGACCAGCAAACCGUAUACUGGUGUGAAGUAGUACCUUCCGAACAAGGCCGAGGUCAAAUUUUCUCGCGCAGCCUCGCCAGUGGUGCCAACAGCGUGCCAAAACCACUCUUGCCCCUCGGCUACAGUUGCCAAUCGCGCGUGCACGAAUACGGUGGUGGCAGUUUUAGCGUGCACAACGGACUUGUCGUUUUCUCCAAUGACAAGGACAAGCGUCUGUACAGCAUUGACAGUAACAAUGGCGCGAUCGAACCGAUUACAGGUGACAGCAAGGCGCUUUUGCGAUACGGCGACAUUAAGAUCAGCGACGACAACACGUAUGUGGUGUGCGUCGAGGAAAUGCACAAGGAACAAGAAGAACCCAAGGACGUGGUGAAUCGCUUGGUCUCAGUACGCAUAGCAGACGGCUCUGUGCAUGUCUUGGCAGAAGGUCAUGACUUUUAUUCGACACCUCGUCUUUCGGAUCGCGCGAUUGCAUAUCUCUCGUGGGACCACAGCAACAUGCCCUGGGAUUUCACGCAACUUAAUGUUGCAGACAUAAGCCCCGAUGGAACAUCACUGACAGAUUCAAAACAAGUUCCUACUGCUUAUGAAAGCUUUGUGCAACCGGAAUUCGGUGCUGACGGUAAUCUCUAUGUGGCUUCAGAUCGCUCGGGUUUCUGGAACCUUUAUCGCAUCGCCAACGAGGGCAACAAUCUUGAUCUUUUACUUCCUGCGCCCCUGGAACAAGAAUUCGCCGGAGCCCAGUGGCAGUUCAACCAAUCCUGGUACUCGCCAUUCGCUUCAGACCCUACCAAACUGGUGUGCGGCAACAAGGACAAGCUUGCAAUCCUGGAUACCGAGGCCAAAACAUUGACGAAUAUCGAGCCGCUUUCUGACUACAUUUCUUUUGAAUUCAUCCAUUCCUAUUUUGACGAAGAACUUGGCCAAGAAGUCAUCGUAGCGAAUGCCACAACGACCCAUUCGCCUUGUGAAUUGAUUGCGUACUCAGUUGAAAAGAAAGAAAUCCGAAGCCUCCGCCCAUCAACUGCACCACCACUUGACAAAGCAUACGUGUCCGUGGGUCAAGAAAUCGAGUUCCCAACCACGUUUGACAAGACGGCCUAUGCUUACUAUUAUCCACCGCAGAAUCCAGAUUAUGCUGGUCCUGAAGGAGCCAAGCCUCCACUCCGUGUCUUGUCCCAUGGUGGCCCAACAACACAAACCAGCCGUGGCUACAACCGUGCCAUCCAGUACUGGACUACCCGAGGUUUUGCUAUUGUUGAUGUCAACUAUGGCGGCAGCACAGGUUAUGGUCGUGAAUACCGCAAUCGUUUAAAGAAGAUGUGGGGCGUUGUGGACGUGGAUGAUUGUUGUCAUGCUGCUAUCUAUCUAGUCAAGCAAGGAUUGGCUGAUGGAAAGAAGCUUUCCAUCAAAGGAGGAUCAGCAGGUGGAUUUGUCACACUUGCUGCAGUCGCUUUCCGUGACGUGUUCAAUGCCGGCUGCUGUCUCUACGGUAUCUCGGAUAUAACACUGCUUGCCAAAGAGACCCACAAAUUUGAAUCGCGCUAUCCUGACGAGCUGAUUGGCGAAUAUCCAAAGGAUGAAGAGGUGUACAAAGAGCGGUCACCGCUGUUUUCAGCAGACAAGAUCACUUGUCCUGUCAUUUUCUUCCAAGGUGCAGAGGAUAAGGUGGUACCGCCUUCGCAGUCCGAGGUAAUGGUGGACGCAUUGAAAGAGCGCGGCGUGCCGGUGGCAUAUGUUAAAUAUGAAGGUGAAGCACACGGUUUCCGAAAAGCUGAAAAUAUCAAGCGUACAGUCGAACUUGAACAGUGGUUUUAUGGACAAAUCUUUGGAUUCCCUGUGGAGGGCGUUGAAGGUGUAACUAUCUACAAUUUCCCCAAGUAA